CCGGCGAGGCGAGGCGCGGGCGGGCUGGCGGGCGGGCGGCGCUCACCUGCGGGCAGGCGCGGGCGGACAGGCGGACAGACCGGCGGACGGGCGGGCUCCCCCGUGGAACAAAGAGCGCUGGGCCCGCCGCCUGCCGCCACCAACUUUCUUCUUGGCCAACUUCGGGGGCUCCGAGCACUCCCCAACAGCCCCGCCCGAGCCGGGGUUGUCGGGCCUGGGAAGGGCCCCGCGCUCCGAGCCGCGCCGUGCCGGGCGAAGCUCGCCGCCCCUCUCCGCGCUCUCGCCUCCUCUCCGGGAAGCGGGCGCCCGCCGACUCCGCGGGGCACUCCCCGCCGUUUUGCUUGAUCUCAUUUCAUUUCUUUUCUUUUCUUUUUUUUUGGGGUACGAGGAAGCAGCUGCCGGCCCCGCGUCCGGGCGGGCGGAGGGGUCUGCGCGCAGCCGCCCCGACGGAGCCCCGACCGCGCUGGGGCCCCAGCCAGCCCCCGCGCUCCCGGCCCCGCAGCUCGGCCCCGCGCGCCCCGCUCCCGCCGCGCCCCGCCGCGCCCCGCCGCCCGGCCCCGCGCUCUCCCGGGCGGGAUGCCCCAGCUCUCGGGGGCCGGCGGCGGCGGGGGGGACCCGGAGCUCUGCGCCACCGACGAGAUGAUCCCCUUCAAGGACGAGGGCGACCCGCAGAAGGAGAAGAUCUUCGCGGAGAUCAGUCAUCCCGAGGAGGAGGGCGACCUGGCCGACAUCAAGUCCUCGCUGGUCAACGAGUCGGAGACCAUCCCGGCCAGCAACGGGCACGAGGUGACCAGACAAGCACAAGCCUCUCAGGAAGCCUAUCACGACAAGGCCAGAGACCACCCGGAUGACGGAAAGCACCCAGAUGGAGGCCUCUACAGCAAGGGACCCCCCUACUCGAGCUACUCGGGGUACAUCAUGAUGCCAAAUAUGAACGGUGACCCCUACAUGCCCAACGGAUCUCUGUCUCCUCCCAUCCCGAGAACAUCCAACAAAGUGCCCGUGGUGCAGCCCUCCCAUGCCGUCCACCCCCUCACGCCCCUCAUCACCUACAGUGACGAGCACUUUUCUCCGGGGGCCCACCCGACACACAUCCCGCCAGAUGUCAGCUCCAAGCAAGGCCUGUCCAGACAUCCCGCGGCCCCCGAGAUCCCCACCUUCUACCCCCUAUCUCCGGGAGGCGUCGGACAGAUCACCCCCCCUCUUGGCUGGCAAGGUCAGCCUGUCUAUCCCAUCACGGGAGGAUUCAGGCAGCCCUACCCAUCCUCACUGUCUGUGGACACCUCCAUGUCCAGGUUCUCCCACCACAUGCUGCCCGGGCCGCCCGGCCCCCACACGACGGGCAUCCCGCACCCCGCCAUUGUAACACCUCAGGUCAAGCAGGAGCACCCCCAUACUGAUGGCGACCUCAUGCAUGUGAAGCCCCAGCACGAGCAGAGGAAGGAGCAGGAGCCCAAGAGGCCGCACAUCAAGAAGCCCCUGAAUGCGUUCAUGCUGUACAUGAAGGAGAUGCGGGCCAACGUGGUGGCGGAGUGCACACUCAAGGAGAGCGCCGCCAUCAACCAGAUCCUGGGCCGCAGGUGGCACGCCCUCUCACGGGAAGAACAGGCCAAGUACUAUGAGCUGGCGCGCAAGGAGAGGCAGCUACACAUGCAGCUCUACCCCGGCUGGUCCGCACGGGACAACUACGGAAAGAAGAAGAAGAGGAAGCGGGAGAAGCUGCAGGAGUCCACGUCAGGUACAGGGCCCAGAAUGACAGCUGCCUACAUCUGAGAUCUGGUGGAAAGCGGAGCGCCUUCCCCACCUGCAAAGCCAAGGCUGCGCCCCCGGGGCCUCUGCUAGAGAUGGAAGCUUGCUGAACCCAAGGCCACCUCAGAGCACCGGAGCCCCCAGACGGGCCACAGACAAUCACUGCCACCCCCACACCCUCCACCACGCUCCCUGCGCCCGCAGCACCGCACCCAGGGGGCCACAGACUGGAUGGAACAGCCCCCCACCCACAGUCACCUCUGGGAGACAGUGACUCGAACCCCAGCUCCUUCCCCCUCCCCCCUUCCUCCUCCUCCCCCCAUUGCUUUUAUUUAACAGCAAAAGGAUCACUCUCAUGUCUGCUUUUCUUUCUCCGCCCCCCUCUCUUUUUUAACUUGGAUUUUUUUUUUUCAUUUUCAUUUUCUUGUAUAUUUUUGCUAGCUCUGAGCUUUUUAAGUUGAAGAUCUGGGAAAGAGUCUGAGAUACAAAGGGUGCCCCCUUGGGCCUUCUGGGGAGGCGUCUGGAAUUUUCCAGAACAUUAUCAUGGGCAGAGCUGGGCGGCUGCUGGCAGCCCAGCUUCCUUUCCUUCUGAUGUCUCUCUCUCUCCCUCUCUCUCUCUCCCUCUCUCCCUCUCUCUCUCUCUAAUGGUAAACAUAAACAGCUACUUUUUACAGGCCUGUCUGCAGUGAGUUUUCAGUUCCUUCUCCCCCUCCUUGUUGUAAAAAGCCCAGCACUUGAAUUGUUAUUACUUUCCAUGUUCUGUAUUUGUAUCUGUUUUUAUUAGCCAAUUAGUGGGAUUUUAUGCCAGUUGUUAAAAGGAGCAGUGAUGCACCCAUUUUUUUUUUAAAUAGCAAGGCACAGCCUUUGCCCCAAACUGUCAUCUAAUGUUUGUCAUUCCAGUCUGAGUUAACGUGCUGAGCAUUUUUUAAAAGAAGCUUUGUAAUAAAACAUUUUUAAAAAUACAUU
Erinaceus europaeus (western European hedgehog) is the source of this 2715-nucleotide messenger RNA. It is a transcript of the gene LEF1, whose product is annotated as lymphoid enhancer binding factor 1. Gene Ontology annotation, molecular function: DNA-binding transcription factor activity, RNA polymerase II-specific; RNA polymerase II cis-regulatory region sequence-specific DNA binding. The record is from RefSeq and is a predicted model, not a curated record. The transcript is spliced from 12 exons. The coding region runs from base 577 to 1773 and encodes 398 amino acids. Gene Ontology annotation, cellular component: beta-catenin-TCF complex. NCBI's taxonomy places the organism in Eukaryota, Metazoa, Chordata, Mammalia, Eulipotyphla, Erinaceidae. Gene Ontology annotation, biological process: canonical Wnt signaling pathway; regulation of transcription by RNA polymerase II.